UCUAACUACUCCAUGUAUUUCUUUUACAAUUGCAAUAGAAUGUCUUCUGCAAGAUCUGCAACACUCCCUGAGCUGCUCUGAUGAAGAGCUUAAUGAAGCAUCAGCAGACCAGAGAGCUCCUCUGGCUUCUCUGGAUUGGAACAUUCGCAAUGCUCUCUUUUCUGAGAGAUGGAGGGAAAAGAGACCAUCUCUUCUUAAUAGCAUGUUGGCCAAGGAGAGCGUGGCAACAAAUGGCUGCAGCCAAUGUGGGAACAACUGCGCGGCUAUUAGAUGCAGAGAUUGCCUUCCAUGUCACUUUCUAUGUGCUGAAUGUGACAUCAGCAGACACAGCAAUGCCUCAGUCCUCCAUAACAGGGAUGCCAUGUUUGCUGGCUUCUUCGAGCCAUUGCCUCCAACCACCUGUGUUGUUGAAAAGGCACUUACAAACUGCGUGCGAUUUUUGCCUAUUGAGAUGCCUGUCAGCAUCUGUGGGUGUCCCCCAGAAGCACUCAGGGUGAUCAAAGGGAAGGCAGUUGCUUUGGUCACAAUAAAUGGACGGUAUGAUCUCAACAUGCCUGAGCUGACCUGCGAGGGAUGCCAGGCAACUUGGACAGCAGGACUUGAUGACCUGAUAAAUAGUGGAUACUGGCCUGCCACCCUUCAUUUUGUGACAAUUUAUGAGACAGACCUGUUUUAUACAUUUGAAGACAUGAAGAUGGCAUCACCCGGGAUGUCUUUUCAGGCAUAUCUAAGAAUGCUUGAGAAGCGGACUGCUCGCUUUGGCCGUAUCUCAUCAGACAGCUUCCAAAAAAGCUUUUUUGAAUGGGCUUCUGUACAAUCUGAGGUUGACUCCACCUGCAAGGAGGAGAAAUUCAUCUGUCCUGCCUGUACCCCAGCAAUGCUUGCUGUCUCGGUGGAUGGAAACCGCAAGCAUUACCGCUUCAAAAGUACAGCUAGAUCUCAGGAGCGGGCCAUCUUUGACGGUGUCUUCAUUGCAAAAGAUGAAGAUGUGACCAGAUUUGUGGAUCACAUCCACAGCAAAAAUAAACAUGUCGCUGGAAGGAGCAAUUGUGGUGGGGAGUGGUCAGCUGCCAGAGAGACCUCCCAAAGAUCAAGCAGUAAGGUGGAUGAGACGGGACUGGAGCUGGCAGUGUGCAGGCAUGGUGUCUUGCUGGCUGCCCUUAAUAUGUUUAGGGGUGAAAUAUUUGCAUACCCUAUGUUUUUGCAGCAGCUGCUGGCAUCCAAACAUGACGUCACCUUUUUUUGUAUGGAUGUUGUGUGCAAAUAUUGGCCAUACCUGCAAAGAAUAAGCACCAACUGUCCCGAGCUCCAGCCCCUUCAGAAUAUGAGGCCCUUCCUGUCGGUUGUACAUGCUAAAGCGCAUGACUUCAAAUGUGAGGUGAAAUGGAGUGGCACAAACCAAGAAGGUGCUGGUAAAACACUAGGGGAGGAAGUAGAGCAAUGUAAUGCUUUCCUCUCCAGGAUAGCAGUCACCACAAAGCAUAUGUCAAAAGCAGGACGCAAUGACAUGCUGACACUCCUGGCCAUAAGAUGUAACCAGCAGAAAUGUCAAAACCUGGCUACUGGACUUUCCCAGAGAUACCAUAAGACAUCUAAAGCUCUCAAUAUCCAGAUGGGGGACCUGGAAACCCUGAAAGCCCAGCAUCAACUGGAUGAACAAACUGUGGAAGAAUUUGUGCAAGAAGUAAAAGAAUGGGCAGAUGGAGAAACUGACCAUCAAGGCACACCACAAGCUUUGUGUAAGAAGAUUGAGGACCUCACAAGCAGCAUCAAGACGAGAGCUCAACUCCUAUAUCGGAAAAAUGACAGCAACAAAGGUCGACAUAGAAUUCGCAGAAAAAUAAAGCAACAGAAGACCACUUUGAAGGCCAUGGUGGCAGAAUACAACAGUCUCGUUCCACACGAGCAAGCAGUGUGCAUGGAUAGCAUUCUGGACACAGAACAUCCCUGGCCUUGGCAAAUUACACAGAGUGGCUCUGCUGAUUUUAGCACAAAGAAAGAAGUCUUCGAUAGGGUCAUGGGUGUUCGAAGGCUUCAAGAGGAGAAGAAGAUCCUUGUGAAAGAGAUGAAGCAGCACUGGGAGUCUCUCAAAGCCCAUGCCAGGGUCUUGUCUGAGUUGUCUCAGCAUCAGAGCGAAGACACCAUACAAAGACAUCUCACAGAGAAAGCCACAAAGGGUCACACCUGCCUCAUCCUCAGAAAGCAGUGGGAAAUGAGAGAGCUGCAGCGGCACAUAAGAAAACACUACCUGCAUGUGCUGUCAUCAGCAGAUGACAUAAUGGACACAAUCGACAGUUCAGAUGAGUUCGACAUAAGCUCUGAAGAUUCAGAGUCUGAUGCAAUGUAAAACAGGAAGAAGAUGUGGUGCUCAUGAUCACAGUGCACCGUGUGCGACACAUGGUCACACACAGCAUGUGGCUUUUAAAAAGUAACCAAUUUAUGUGGUCAUUGUCAGGAUUAAGUUGGAGAUGACAGUUGUAGUUUUUUGUAUUUGGUUGUGAAUGCUUUCAUCACUUAUAUAAGGUUUGAUUUUUCUACUGGGUUGUGGAGUCCUGGUUAAUGUUGUAUUACAUCUUUACAACACAAACCACUGUCCUUUACGGUCUUAUCUUUGAUUCAUGUUCAG
Messenger RNA from Morone saxatilis (striped sea-bass), 2626 nucleotides. RefSeq lists its product as uncharacterized. Lineage: Eukaryota; Metazoa; Chordata; Actinopteri; Moronidae. The record is from RefSeq and is a predicted model, not a curated record. The transcript is spliced from 13 exons. The coding region runs from base 203 to 2347 and encodes 714 amino acids.